CAUUGCCUCUGUUGAUUGGACGCCCUUACUUUCUGCGUGUCGCACCUAAAAUGGACCGACAGGGUAUAUAAUAAAAAAAUGUUUUCUUCUCAUCUGCUGAUCAGAUCAUUACAUAGUUCAUGCCAGUUUUGGAAGAAGUUCCCACAGUCUUUGAAAGGCAAGUCUGUGGUAGAGCAGCGCUGGUUGGUGAGACAGCUAAAUGACCCUUUUGUGAAAGAAGCUAAAGUGAAAAACUAUCGCUGCCGCAGUGCUUUCAAACUACUCGAGAUUCAUGAAAAAUAUAAAAUCCUUCAGCCUGGACUGCGCGUGAUAGACUGUGGUGCAGCACCAGGAGCGUGGAGCCAAGUUGCAGUUGAGAAGGUUAAUUCUGACAAAGCAGAUCUGAAAGCCCCUGUUGGUUUUGUAGUUGGAGUUGACCUUCUGCAAAUUACUCCACUAGAGGGAGCCCAAUUUUUGUCAAAUACAGAUGUCACCAACUCAACAACCAUAAACAAACUCUGUGACCUUCUUCCUUUGCAAAGAGCAGAUGUCAUCCUAAGCGACAUGGCUCCUAAUGCCAGUGGAGUAAAAGAGAUGGACCAUGAGAAACUUAUCUCCAUGUGCAUGUCUGUGCUUGACCUUGCCCAUAAAGUACUACAGCCUGGAGGCACCUUUUUAUGUAAAUAUUGGGAUGGGUGGCAAGCGCCACUUCUUAAAGCUCAGCUGACCAAGUAUUUUCAGCAUGUGAAGACUGUUAAACCACAGGCAAGCAGGAAAGAUUCAGCAGAAGUGUUUUUCCUUGCAUUACGUUAUAAAAUAAAAUAAUUUUCUGUUGUAUAUCUGUCAUUGCUGUUUGGA
Molecule: messenger RNA, 837 nt
Organism: Polypterus senegalus (gray bichir)
Lineage: Eukaryota; Metazoa; Chordata; Cladistia; Polypteriformes; Polypteridae
Gene: mrm2
Product: mitochondrial rRNA methyltransferase 2
Exons: 3
Coding region: 79-804 (241 amino acids)
Biological process (GO): RNA methylation
Cellular component (GO): mitochondrion
Molecular function (GO): rRNA (uridine-2'-O-ribose)-methyltransferase activity
Source: RefSeq, a predicted model, not a curated record